This is a messenger RNA of Taeniopygia guttata (zebra finch), 1111 nucleotides long. The record is from RefSeq and is a predicted model, not a curated record. NCBI's taxonomy places the organism in Eukaryota, Metazoa, Chordata, Aves, Passeriformes, Estrildidae.
UAUUGCCCAACGCGGUUUUUAGAUAAUCAUAAACAGCGAGCAAAACAAUUCCUGCGGCUCCAGGAGCGAUCCGAGCACCGGGCUGCGCUCCCGAGUCAUUAAAGCGCUUUAGCAAAGGCUGGCUCAGCCGCCCCCGGCCAUGGGGCAGGAUAUAAAACCCCUCUGCAGCGCGCAUCUCCUCACUGCCUCUCCCGACUCCUCCUCUCCGCCUCUCUGAGCUCUCCCCCAGCACCGCCGGGCGAUGGCUUCCACCCAGCUGGCCUGUCCCCCUCCCUGCGAGCCCAAGUGUCCGCAGCCGCUGGCCAGCAGCACCAACGAGCCCUGCGUGGUGACCUGCGGCGACUCGCGGGUCAUCAUCUACCCCCCGCCCGUGGUGGUCACCUUCCCGGGGCCCAUCCUCACCACGUACCCGCAGCAAACCGUGGUGGGAGCCUCGGAGCCCUCGGAGGUGGCCCUGGGCGAGCCCCCGGCCGCGGCCGCGCUGCCCGCCGAGGUCACGGCCCGGCUGGAGGCGGCGGGGGACAAAGCGGCGGCGCCGGUGCUGGCCCGUGCCGAGCCGCGCUGCGCCCCCAAAUAUUCCUACAGCUACUCCUCGCAAUGGACUCACCCCUGCAAUUCCUACCGCUCCGGGAAGCGCUGGGCGUGCUGAGCCCCGGGACGGGCAGCAGGGGAAAUUCCGGGUGAAAUCCGAGCUGCCGUUGGCGGGGCAGCUGCGGCGGCGGCCCCGGGGCUGCUCCGGUUCUUCCCGAGAGAUGCGGGAGCUCAGCCCCGGGACAGGCGGGCUCGUGUUGCAAUUCCUCGUUUUUUUCCCUUAGUUUAGAGCUGUUCUCCCGCAGCUUUGCAGCGCAGUCGUCUGCUUCCGCCGUGCUUUGGCUUAUCCCGGAUUUUUUACUGGCACUGAGCUUAGAGAGGUGACUUGAAAUGCUCGGAAUUGCACGGGCAACGCUGCCAAAAAGGGAAAUUCCCCGUUUUUACAGGCGGCAUUACUUGGAUGCUGGUGAUUUGCCAGAGCCUCGCUGAACCCCUAGAACGAUGCUCUUUGUUUCCUGUACAGUUUUGUUCCACAGUUGUAGGAAAGCUUCUCUUUCCAAAUAAAUUUUCUCUACCGAAA